Molecule: messenger RNA, 784 nt
Organism: Macadamia integrifolia
Lineage: Eukaryota; Viridiplantae; Streptophyta; Magnoliopsida; Proteales; Proteaceae
Exons: 1
Coding region: 1-687 (228 amino acids)
Source: RefSeq, a predicted model, not a curated record
AUGGAGAAACAAAUUCUCGAUUUCUCUCUGGUUCCUUCAGGCCUGUGUCUAAUGUUAGCUUACCACAUAUGGCUUCUCCAUCGUAUCAUAAAUCAUCCUACGGGCACUAUCAUAGGCAUCAAUGGCAUCAACAGACGCGUAUGGGUUCAAACCAUGAUGGAAGACACAUCCAAGAAUGGCAUUCUUGCAGUGCAGACCCUAAGAAACAAUAUAAUGGCAUCAACAGUUUUGGCAUCCACAGCGAUCAUGCUUAGUUCUGUGGUUGCCAUGAUCAUGGUCAAUACCAACGCUAGACAAUCAGAGAUUGUUUAUGGGGCCCACAGUGAAUUAGGGUUUUGGAUCAAGUUCUUUUCAAUCUUGGUUUGCUUUCUUUUGGCUUUUUUGUUUAAUGUGCAGUCUAUAAGAUAUUAUAGCCAUGCAAGUAUGUUGAUCAAUGUUCCUGUGAAGAAGAUGAUGAGUCCACAUUUGACAGGGGAGUAUGUGGGGAGGGUAGUGAACCGUGGGAGUUGUUUCUGGUCACUAGGGUUAAGGGCAUUUUACUUCUCUUUGCCAUUGUUUUUAUGGCUCUUCGGUCCUAUACCUAUGUUUUUGUGUUGUGUUGUGCUGGUUUUUAUGCUUUAUUUUCUGGACGUGACUCUUGACUUUGGAGGUGUUGUUGGUGUUGUUGAUGAGGAAGCAGAGAGGUAAGGUGUGGAAAUUUUUUUUUUUUUUCUUUUUUUUCCUUUUUUCAAGUCUACAAGGAAAUGUGUGAUGGACCCUCUACCAUGUAAGAGAGAGAUUAGAA